This is a messenger RNA of Ipomoea nil (Japanese morning glory), 3474 nucleotides long. Its product is annotated as putative transcription elongation factor SPT5 homolog 1. The record is from RefSeq and is a predicted model, not a curated record. Gene Ontology annotation, biological process: regulation of transcription by RNA polymerase II; transcription elongation by RNA polymerase II; regulation of DNA-templated transcription elongation. The transcript has 22 exons. Gene Ontology annotation, molecular function: structural constituent of ribosome; mRNA binding. The coding region runs from base 207 to 3299 and encodes 1030 amino acids. Lineage: Eukaryota; Viridiplantae; Streptophyta; Magnoliopsida; Solanales; Convolvulaceae. Gene Ontology annotation, cellular component: DSIF complex; ribosome.
UUACCCGGGUCGGGUUGGGGGAUUUUAUCAAAUUCCCAAAAGCGCCGUGCUCUCCCUCAAGGCCUCAAGCAGUUAGGUUUCUAUUUGCAAACGCAAAAGUGUAUAAAAUUUUCGAACACAAUCGAGUUCACUCUUCUCUGAAUUUCGGAAAACUCAGUGUGUGCUCUGAAUUUGGGGAUAGUUUCGGAACUUGAAGCAAAUUAACCAUGGCGAGGAGGCGUGACGAGGAGGAUGAUGAGGAGCUGGACCCGGAGGACGAUUACGAGGAUGUGAUGGAUGAUGAGGAAGAAGAGGAAGAAGAGGAGUAUGACGGCGGCGGAAAGGCCGGGAGGAAGCGCUCGAGAUCGGAUUUCAUCGAUGAUGCGGCGGAGGAAGAUGAUGAAGAUGAAGAAGAUGACGACGACGAUUAUGGAGGUCGUAAACGUAACAAGAAGAGGUCGGGGUCUCAUUUUUUUGAUCUCGAGGCAGCGGUUGAUAGCGAUGACGAUGAAGAAGAAGAAGACGGCGAAGACGACUUCAUCGUGGAUAAUGGAGCUGAUAUACCUGAUGAUUAUGAUUCAAGACAGAUUCAUCGCCGCCCAAUUCUCUCACGUGAGGACCAAGAGGAAGACUUUGAGGCACUUGAGAGAAGCAUCCAGGCUAGAUAUGCAAGGUCAAGUCAUGUGGAGUAUGAUGAGGAAGCUACUGAUGUAGAGCAGCAAGCACUUUUACCAUCUGUCAGAGAUCCGAAGUUAUGGAUGGUGAAAUGUGCGAUUGGUCGUGAGAGGGAGGUUGCUGUCUGUCUGAUGCAGAAAUGUAUUGACAGGGGACCAGAGUUGCAAAUUAGGUCUGUUAUUGCACUUGAUCAUCUUAAAAACUAUAUAUACAUUGAAGCAGACAAAGAGGCCCAUGUUAGGGAGGCAUGCAAGAAUAUGCGCAUGAUAUAUCCUGCAAAAAUAAUGCUUGUUCCAAUCAAAGAGAUGACUGAUGUCCUUUCGGUUGAAAGCAAAGCAGUUGAUCUUGCCAGGGAUACUUGGGUCAGAAUGAAGACUGGAACUUAUAAAGGCGACCUUGCAAAGGUUGUGGAUGUAGAUAAUGUAAGACAGAGAGUUACCGUGAAGUUAAUCCCAAGGAUUGACUUACAAGCUCUUGCAAACAAAUUGGAAGGGAGGGAAGUUCCAAAGAAAAAAGCAUUCAUUCCUCCCCCACGUUUUAUGAACAUAGAUGAGGCUCGAGAGAUGAAUCUACGUGUUGAGCGUAGGCGAAAUCCAAUGACAGGUGACUAUUUUGAGAAUAUUGGUGGCAUGAUGUUCAAAGAUGGAUUUUUAUAUAAAACAGUGGCUAUGAAAUCAAUUAGCACUCAGAAUAUUCAGCCAAGUUUUGAUGAACUUGAGAAAUUCCGUCAACCUGGUGAAAGUGGGGAUGGUGAUAUGGCCAGUUUGUCGACUCUAUUUGCGAAUAGGAAGAAAGGUCACUUUAUGAAGGGUGAUCGUGUGAUUGUCGUCAAAGGGGAUUUGAAGAACCUGAAAGGAUGGGUUGAGAAAGUAGAGGAAAAUACAGUUCACAUCAGACCAAAAGAAAAGAACCUUCCUAAAACACUUAGUGUUGGUGACAAGGAGCUUUGCAAGUACUUUGAACCUGGAAAUCACGUAAAAGUUGUAUCUGGUGCAUCUGAAGGUGCGACUGGUAUGGUUGUGUCUGUUGAGGGGCAUGUGGUGAACCUAGUGUCUGAUACUACUAAGGAGAUUAUACGUGUAUUUGCUGACACUGUUGUGGAAAGCUCUGAAGUAACAUCUGGUGCCACUCGAAUUGGGGACUAUGAGCUCCAUGACCUUGUGCUACUAGACGAUAAGAGUUUUGGUGUGAUUAUACGAGUAGAGAGUGAAGCUUUCCAGGUCCUUAAGGGGGUUCCGGAAAAAGCUGAGGUAGCACUUGUCAGGCUAAGGGAGAUAAAAGCCAAGGUUGACAAGAAAGGGAGUGCACAUGAUCGGUAUCAGAAUGCAUUAGCAGUGAAAGAUGUGGUCAAGGUUCUUGAGGGACCUUGCAAGGGAAAACAAGGGCCAGUGGAACACAUAUAUAGAGGAAUUGUGUUUAUUUACGACCGUCAUCACCUUGAGCAUGCUGGCUUUAUAUGUGCCAAAGUGCAAUCUUGUGUUUUGGUUGGUGGAUCAAGGUCAAAUGGUGAUAGAAAAGCUGAUCCCUUCUCAUCAAGGUUCGGGAACCUUAGAACCCCACCUCGUGUUCCACAAUCUCCAAUGAGAUCGUACAGGGGUGGUCCACCCAAAAAUUUUGGAGGAAGGCAUGGUGGCGGAAGAGGAGGACACGAUGCUUUAAUUGGUGCUGAUGUUAAAAUUCGCCUUGGGCCAUUCAAAGGUUGCAAAGGACGUGUUGUUGAUUUGAAAGGAACUUCAGUCCGUGUUGAAUUAGAAGCUCAAAUGAAAGUUGUUACAGUUGACCGUGGUCAUAUUAUGGAUAAUGUAAAUGUUAGAACACAAUUCAGGGAACCAUCUAGAUAUGGUUUUGGGAGUGAAACCCCAUCACAUCCUUCACGAACUCCACUCCAUCCCUUUAUGACUCCCAUGAGAGAUCCUGGAGCAACACCUAUCCAUGAUGGUAUGAGGACCCCAAUGCGGGACAGAGCAUGGAAUCCAAUGAGUCCACCUAGGGAUUCUUGGGAAGAUGGAAACCCUGCUUCUUGGGGAUCUAGUCCACAGUACCAGCCUCCAAGUCCUCGUUCAAGACCAUACGAGGCACCCACUCCUGGUUCUGGUUGGAAUAACUCUUCCACCAGCAGUUACAAUGACGCUGGAACUCCUAGAGAUAAUAGUUCGUCUUAUGCUAAUGCCCCAAGUCCUUACUUGCCUUCAACACCUGGUGGGCCGCCACCUAUGACCCCAAGUUCUGCAUACUUGCCUGGAACUCCCGGUGGGCAACCAAUGACUCCUGGUAGUCUGGAUAUGAUGUCACCUGUAGUAGGCGGAGAAGGUGAAGGGCCUUGGUUCUUGCCAGAUAUCGCAGUCAAUGUACGAAGGAGUGGGGAAGAUAGUCUUGUUGGUGUGAUACGUGAAGUUCUUGCGGAUGGUUCUUGUAGUGUUGCCCUUGGCUCAAGUGGUAACGGGGAAAUAAUCACUGCACUCCCUAGUGAAAUUGAUAUCAUCGUGCCAAGGAAGUCGGACAAAAUUAAGAUUAUGGGCGGUGCUCAGCGUGGGUCCACUGGGAAGCUUAUCGGUGUUGAUGGCACUGAUGGAAUUGUCAAGGUAGAUGAUACUCUUGAUGUUAAAAUAUUAGACAUGGUUAUUUUGGCUAAGUUAGCACUUUAGUUUCUGGCCAUUGCUAAUUGUUAUAACAGUGACCCGUGGCCGUGCUGAUUGCGAUUAUUUGCCGUUGUAAUAUAUAUACAAAAUACAGUGAUAUUUUUCUUUCUACGUCUGAUUUUUACAUUUUUUAUGUGGGAUAAAUGGAGAAAUCUUCAUCAGUUUUGUAGCUUGUUAUUCA